AUGCUGGGUUUUGGACGAAAGAAGAAGGGGCAACCCAAGAAGGAGAACGAAGAAGAUGCCAACAAGGGCAGCCCCAAGCUGGAGGCCGAGGGUGCGGCCAAGACCGAACUGAAUGGGCGCCAAUCCCCCAAGGCAGAGGACGUGCCCGCCAAGGAUGAGCCCAAAGAUGAAGACGAAGAGGAGGAGGAAGAGGAAGAGGAAGAAAAAAAAAAAGGAAAAGCAGCAGAGGAGAACACGGGCCACUACACCUGGCAGGUCGCCAAGUUCUCCAAGCUGCGGGCAAACAGACUUCCGAAGUCUUCAAGGCCGGUGGCACCCCUGUAUAACGACUCCCUUGCCGUUUAUCUGGCCGUCGCUGACGCCAAAACCCAGCCCCCCGACUGGAUGCGCACCGCCAACUUCACCAUCUCCAUCAUCAACCACAAGGACGCCAACAAGACGGUGAGCAAGGCCGAGCUGCACACCUUCCGCGCCCAAGAGAUGGACUGGGGAUUCAAUGGGAUGAUUGGCUAUGCCGAGUUGCGGGAGCCCGGCUACCUGGUCGACGACACCCUCCACAUCAACGUGGAGAUCGAGGUCAAGAAAUACGCCAGCUACUCCUCCGGCCGCGACUGGGUAUCCUGGGCCAACUGGGAUUCGAGGAAGGAGACGGGCUACGUGGGGCUGAAGAACCAGGGAGCGACGUGCUACAUGAACAGCUUGCUCCAGGCGCUCUACCACAUCGGGACGUUCCGGCGGGCCGUCUACCAGCUGCCCACGCAAAACGAUCUCCCCACCAAGUCCAUCCCCCUCGCCCUCCAGCGCGUCUUCUACCGCGUCCAGUUCGGGCCGCGAGCCGUCGGCACCAAAGAGCUCACGGCCUCCUUCGGCUGGAAUCGACGGGACUCGUUCGUGCAGCACGACGUGCAGGAGCUCAACCGAGUAUUCUGUGACAACCUCGAGGAGAAGAUGAAGGGCACCCUGUCCGAGGGCAUUGUCGAGAAGCUGUUCCGCGGCAAGAUCUACAACUACAUCAAGUGCAUCAACGUCGCCUACGAAUCCUCUCGCGUCGAAACCUUCUACGACAUCUCGCUGGACGUGAAGGGGAUGAAGGACGUGCACGCCUCCCUGCAGCACUACUGCGCCGUUGAAACCCUCAGCGGCGACAACAAGUACGACGCCGGCAGUCACGGCCUCCAGGACGCCAACAAAGGCUGCUUCUUCCAAUCGCUGCCUCCGGUCCUGGAGCUGCACCUGAAGAGGUUCGUGUACGACUUCCAGCGGGACCGCAACUUCAAGAUCAACGACCUGUACGAAUUCCCGCCUACGCUCAACAUGCGCAAGUACAUGGCCGCCGACGCCGACGUGAGCAUCAAGCCCCUCUACCGCCUCUAUGCAGUGCUGGUGCACAGCGGCGACGUGCACGGCGGGCACUACUACGCCUACGUGCGGCCCACCACCAAGAUGCAGUGGUUCAAGUUCGACGACGAGCGAGUGACCAAGGCGCGCAAGAAGGACGUGUUCGAGGGCAACUUUGGCGGCGACAUCACGCGCACCGUGCGCAACGCCCUGGGCAAGCCCAUCACCACCACCUACCCGCGGUCCGCCAACGCCUACAUGCUCCUCUACAUACGCGACGACGAGCGGGAGCAGAUCCUGCGCCCGGUGGAUCGGGAGGAGAUCCCCAAGCACCUGGAGGAGCGCUUCGAGCAGGAGGAGGCGGAGAAGGCGGCCAAGAAGAAGGAGCUGGCCGAGGCGCACCUGUACCUCAAGCUCCGCGUGGCCACCCUGCGCGACUUUGAGCAGUCCCACGACGCCGACCUGUGCGACUUUGAGCAGGCCAAGGAGUUCAAGGUCAAGAAGACCUCCACCCUGCGCGAGUUCCGCGCCGUCGCCGCCGAAGAGUUUGGGAUCCCGGCCGCGCGGCAGCGCUACUGGACGUGCCCGGCCCGCCGCAACCGCACCGUCCGCCCCGACGAGCCCUACACGCCCAAGGAGGAGGACACGCCACUCGAGAAGCUCGUCAAGCGAGGCGCCCUCGACAUCAAGGUCUUCCUCGAGGCCUCCACGGCGCCGGAGGGCGAGACCGACGAGGCCAAGUUGUUUGCGCCCCACACGGACGACGACGCCAUCAUGUUCUUCAAGUACUACGACCCGGAGGCGCAGCUCCUGCGUCUCGUGUGCUACAAGUUCGUCAAGGUCUCCGACAAGAUCGGCUCCGUCAUUCCCCACCUCAACCAGCUCCUCGGCUUCCCUUCCGACCAGGAGCUGCUCUUGUUCGAGGAGAUCAAGCCCACCAUGGUGGAGCCGCUCAAGGGCACGGACUCCUUCGCCGAGGCCGAGCUGGCCAACGGCGACAUCAUCUGCGUCCAGAAGCCGCCCCCCGGCAACGCCACCCUGCCGCGGCCCCUUGCCCCCGCCCACUACGCCUGGAUGCUCAACCGGGUGACGGUCAAGUUCCGGGACCUGGGUGCGCCGUCGGUGGACGUGUGCGUGCUGGAGCUGUCCAAGGAGAUGACGUACGAGGAGGUGGUGGGUCAGCUGGCGGGGCAGCUGGGCCACGAGGCGGGCAAGAUCCGGCUCACGCAGCACUCGGCGAUCUACAACAAGCCGCGCAUUCAGCCGAUCAAGACGAUGCCCAAGCUGCUGCUGACGGACAUGCUGGCCAACCCGUACAACCCGAAGAAGCUGCUGGGGGACAUCCUCUACUACGAGAAGCUGGACAUGCCGCUGGCCGAGCUGGAGAACAACAAGCUGCUCAAGGUGGAGUGGUUCAACGACAAGGUGCAGCCCGUGGCCACGCACCAGGUGCUGGUGCCCAAGACGUCGCUGUUCUCGGACGUGAUCGCCAAGCUCAAGGAGGCGCUGGGGCCGGCGCUGACGGGCACGGGCGAGAUCCGGCUGCUCGAGGUGCAGAACCACCGCAUCUACCGCCUGCUCAAGCCCGAGGAGCGCACCACGGGCUACACCGAGUACACGAUCCUCCGCGCCGAGGAGGUGCCCGAGGAGGACCUCAACAAGGACCCCAAGGCGGCGAGCAAGACCAUCCAGGUCAGCCACGUCUUCCGCGACCCGCACGUCUCCAACUUUGGCCACCCGUUCCACCUCGCCAUCCCCAAGAACGAGCGCUUCGCCGACACCAAGCGCCGCAUCCAGGAGAGGCUCGCCGUGCCCGACGACGAGUUCGCCACCUACAAGUUCCUCAUCGUGCCCUGGAUCGGCAAGCCCGUGGCCGUCGAGGACGACGACGCCUGCAUCGCCGCCAAGCUCGACAAGUCCGACUACCUCGGCCUCGAACACAAGCCCCCGCGCCGCGCCCCCAACGCCUACCGCCGCAAGGAGGAGCAGCUCGUCAUCAAGGGAUGA
Molecule: messenger RNA, 3345 nt
Organism: Acanthamoeba castellanii str. Neff
Lineage: Eukaryota; Discosea; Longamoebia; Acanthamoebidae
Product: Ubiquitin carboxylterminal hydrolase domain containing protein
Exons: 14
Coding region: 1-3345 (1114 amino acids)
Biological process (GO): regulation of protein stability; protein deubiquitination
Cellular component (GO): cytosol; nucleus
Molecular function (GO): protein binding; cysteine-type deubiquitinase activity; cysteine-type endopeptidase activity
Source: RefSeq, a predicted model, not a curated record